AGCAGACCGACAUCAUGUCCAUCCUGUCCUACAACGGCGCGGCGAUCAUCGCCAUGGCGGGCAAAGAUUGCGUCGGUAUCGCAUGCGACACCAGACUAGGCAUGCAGGCGCAGACCGUGGCCAUGGACUUCCAGAAGGUGUUCCGCGUGACGGACAAGACGUUUCUGGGUCUGGCGGGCCUCGCCACGGACGUGCAGUCCGUCUCGCAGCUGCUCAAGUUCAAGCUCAACAUGUACAAGAUGAACGAGGAGCGCGAGAUCAAGCCCAAGACGCUGAGCGCGCUGCUGUCGUCCAUGAUGUACGAGAAGCGGUUCGGCCCCUGGUUCGUGGAGCCCGUGAUCGCCGGCCUCACAGAAGACAACAAGCCCUUCCUCUCCAGCAUGGACUGCCUGGGCUGCGAGAUGAUGACCAAGGACUUUGUGGUGGCCGGCACCAUGGAGGAGGCGCUCUACGGCAUGUGCGAGUCCAUGUACAAGCCCGACAUGGAGGAGGAGGACCUGUUCGAGACGCUCUCGCAGUGUCUGCUGUCGGCCUGCAACCGCGACGCGCUCUCCGGCUGGGGCGCUGUUGUGCACAUCAUCACACCCAAGGGCAUCACGUCGAAGAAGCUGCAGUCGCGCCAGGAUUAGGCGUGCAACCCAGUUUACCAUGCUGCUGCGUUCUGGACGCCGUGCGGUGCACACUCGGCGAAAGCUCGCGGUGAAUGAACACAAGAGCUCGCACUGGGCGAGUGCAAGCAAUAAGGCGACAGACGAAUACAGGCAUAACGACAUUCC
Phytophthora sojae is the source of this 776-nucleotide messenger RNA. RefSeq lists its product as hypothetical. Gene Ontology annotation, biological process: proteasome-mediated ubiquitin-dependent protein catabolic process. The transcript is spliced from 3 exons. The record is from RefSeq and is a predicted model, not a curated record. Gene Ontology annotation, cellular component: proteasome core complex; proteasome core complex, beta-subunit complex. The coding region runs from base 15 to 629 and encodes 204 amino acids. Lineage: Eukaryota; Oomycota; Peronosporomycetes; Peronosporales; Peronosporaceae.